Molecule: messenger RNA, 1596 nt
Organism: Moneuplotes crassus
Lineage: Eukaryota; Ciliophora; Spirotrichea; Euplotida; Euplotidae
Source: the annotation of a GenBank genome assembly
GAUGGAAGCCUCGAAUCAGGAAUGCUGGUCUUUAAAUUGACAGAACCCGAGAGGUUACUACUGCAAAGAUCACAGAGAGACGCUCUGCCAUAAGUGCUGAGAUGCUUUCCAUUUCCAAUGCAACUUCCAAAUUAUUCCGAAAGCAGACGAGGUCACUGAAGCAAUUGAGCUCUUGACACAGCUUGUCAAGGGUCUUUGUCAAGAAGCCAAGAAGUAUGGGCUACUGGCUAAGAUCAAAGGACUUCAGGGAUCUUUGGAUACUAUAGCUCAGGUUGUACAGAAAUUAGAAGAAACAGCUACCACAGCAGUGAAGAAUGAUGAAUUCUUGAAAUAUGCAGAAAUUAAGCUAGAAGCAAGAUAUAUCAAGAGAGAUAUAUUGAAUUCAAAAUAUGGACAAUGUGAAAAUGGUCCUAAUAACAUCUUUGAGUUACUGUUUUAUUCAAAGAUGUUUGACCUAACAAAGCCUAACGGAAAGAAAAAAUAUGCAGAAUCUGUAGAGGAGUCUCAUCCAAUCUCUCAAAAUAUAUUGGAGACUCAAGGUGAAACUACCAAGCCUUUGAUUUUUUCAUUUGGGAAAGAGGAAUAUAAAUCAGAGAGCAAGGAUAAUGACAAUAAAUGCAGUGAUUUCGAAGAGACUGAUGAGAAAGAAGAGUCGAAAGAUUAUCAAAAUCAAACAAAGGAACAACAGAUUAUCAAAGAAUUGCUUGAAAAAAUUCAAGUUUUAGAGGAGAACAGCUUAAAAGAUGAAGUGAUUAAGAAAGAUCAACUUAAAGAUCUUGAAGAAAUGAAAAUCAAUCUGGAAGCAGUAUGAAGUGAAAACACAAAGCUUAAACAUAAUAUUAUUGAGCUGCAUCAUGUAAUCAAGAAGAAUGAAAAGCCACUAAGAGAAAUGCGUCAAGCCAAUUGUGAAGAAUUAUACAAUGAUAUUUACAAUGAUGAAGUAAAAUUCGAUUCAUCGACUGAAUUGGCUUUAGACUUUUUCGAUCUCACAUCAAGGAAGUUUAUAAAACAGUGUAACAAGAAUAGAAUUGAACUUCCAGAGAUUAAAGGUCUAUCCUUGUAUAAUAUAUCCAAAGAUUUCCUAAAGAUCUUAGAUGAUUUCUUAUCUAAUUCAAUAGUAGAGGAAUUAUCUAUCUUUCGUCUUGAAAAGCGUGACAAACAAAGGAAUGAACCAAAAAUAGUCAACGGGUUAUCUAAAGCUCUCCCACAUGUGACAAGUGAAAUAUUUUUGAAAGAUUUUACAUUCUGAAAAAACAGUUUCAAGAUUAUUAUGGAUAGAACAAAUCAGGUGUUUAGGCUAAUUUUUAAUGCUUGAACAAUAGAUAUAUCUGAGGAAACUGAAAUAGACAUUGAGUAUUCUAAUAUGAAUUAUCUGAGUUUUGUCCGGUCAAAUAUUCAAUAUGUUGACAGCCAUCGAGUUUCUGAACUCUUGAUUGAAAUUAUAGGAAAAUCCCCGAUCCAGAGUUCACUAAGAACUUUGAAUAUUUAUCAAGCUGGCCUUGAUAAAUCAAAAGUGCAGAAAGCUUUAUUGAACAAAGGAAUGUUUGACAUAGUAAUCAUAAAUAACCGAGGUGAUAUAGUUCAAGAGGAUUAAUU